AUGAAGCAGGUAGAGGCGCGGGCGGGCGGCGCGGGGCGGCGGGCUGCGGCGGCGGCGCGGCCUCCCCGCCCCUCGGCGCUGACGGGAGCGCUGUGGGGGUCCCCGCCGCAGGCGCUGGUGGACGACACCGAGGACGUGUCUCUGGACUUCGGCAGCGAGGAGGAGCUGGCGCUGCGGAAAGCCAAAAUCAGGCACCCACUGGCCACCUUUUUCCACCUGUUUUUCCGAGUGAGUGCUAUUAUUACCUACUUGUUCUGUGACUGGUUCAGCAACAGCUUUGUUGCCUGUUUUGUCACUAUUCUCCUUCUUCUAUCCUUUGACUUUUGGUCAGUUAAGAAUGUGACAGGAAGACUCUUGGUUGGUUUACGUUGGUGGAACCAGAUUGAUGAAGAUGGAAAAAGUCACUGGGUAUUUGAAGCAAAAAGGGUGCCUACAAUAGCUGCCUCAACUGAAGCUGAAGCUCGAAUCUUUUGGCUUGGCCUCAUCAUCUGCCCAGUGAUUUGGACAGUGUUUUUUUUCAGCACCUUGUUUUCCCUGAAGCUGAAAUGGCUGGCUCUUGUCAUAGCUGGUAUCUCCCUUCAGACUGCUAAUUUAUAUGGAUACAUCCACUGCAAAUUAGGGGGACAGAAAAGCAUCAGCAAAAUAACUUCAAGGUUUUUUGUCACAGCAGAUGUUGCCAAGAGACAGAGCAGGGGGAUUUCAGAAGACCGCAUUGAAGGACAUGGGAAGACAUGGACCAGAUAAUCAAUUAAGGAAAAACAAAAGGAGGAGCAGUAGGAGUACUCACUUAUAAAAGCCGUUUUUCAUAUGAAAUUAGUGAAGUAAAGCUCUUCUAGAAUUGCCUGCAUGAAAUAAUGAUUUUCUAUCAUUUGUGUUUGUGUUAUCAGUCUCCAAAACCUCUCAAUUUACUUCAAAAUGACUUUCACCAAAAGGCAGUUUGCUUGUAGUUGUGCAGAAGUUCAAAAAGCAGACAUUAUCUUGAGAUAAACCUGUAAACUAAACUGAAACUGCUAGAUUGUCCUGAGCAUUAGAAUGCAGCCAGAUGAUCAUUUGUUUAAUUCUGAAACUAAAAUCAAUAAAGUGAAAGUACCUUUUCCUUCUGUACACAA
Molecule: messenger RNA, 1109 nt
Organism: Centrocercus urophasianus (Greater sage-grouse)
Lineage: Eukaryota; Metazoa; Chordata; Aves; Galliformes; Phasianidae
Gene: TVP23A
Product: trans-golgi network vesicle protein 23 homolog A
Exons: 6
Coding region: 1-744 (247 amino acids)
Biological process (GO): protein secretion; vesicle-mediated transport
Cellular component (GO): Golgi membrane
Source: RefSeq, a predicted model, not a curated record